UUUGAAAUUUUAAAUUUUUAACUACGAUUGUUUCAAAAUCGAAGUAUGUUUGUCACCAUGAUAUGAUUCAUAACGCAUAAUAUAGUAUAUUUCCAAUCUUUAUAUUCUUUGAUAUCUACAAUCAAUUUUUAUAAAACAUGGCAAAGAAUUCUUUAUCAGAACAAUUUUCCUUAAGAUGGAACAAUUUUUCUAACAAUUUAACAUCUGGUUUUUUAAAUCAUCUUACUGAAAAUGAUCUAGUUGAUGUUACACUUGCAGUAGAGGGUCAGUUGUUACAAGCACACAAACUGGUUCUUUCAGUAUGUAGUCCAUAUUUUAAAAAUAUAUUUAAGGAAAAUCCUUGUCAACAUCCAGUCAUUAUCCUCAAAGAUAUGAAAUAUGCUGAAAUUGAAUCAUUGUUAAAAUUCAUGUAUCAAGGUGAAAUUAAUAUUAAUCAAGAAGAUUUAUCUACAUUUUUAAAAGUGGCACAAACAUUACAAAUAAGAGGACUGACAACAGAAGAUACAAGUAGCACAUUUGUUAAUUAUGAUCAAUUAGAUGCUGAUUCUUUUACUGAAAAUACUGUUCAAUCAAAUUUAACUUCAAUAAAUGAAAUUUCCAAAGAUGUAAAUAUAAUAGAUAGAAGAAAAAGAUCCCGUGAUAUAACAAAAAAAGGUUGCAAAAAGAAAAAACAAGAUACAUUAUUAACAUCAGAGAACAUUCAUGAUGCAUCUAAUAAAAAAGUAAAUAAUGAUAAUCAAGAAGUUUUAUUUUUAAUGAAUAACGAAAACAAUGAUACAAAUGAUAUUAUAGAUGAGGAAGAAAAUAUUUCUACUAUAAAAAGCAAUAAUAAUGAUAAAAACGAAGACACUACUCUAGUAUAUUAUCCUUUUCCUUUGGAUAUUGAAAAUUCACAAGAAAAUUCAACUGAACAAGAUGUGGAACCAGUAAUUUAUAGACUUUCUGCACGAGGUCGGCCACAAUUAGUACAUGAAGGUUAUGUUUAUAACUUGACAUCUCGUUCUGAGGGUUUGAAUAGAUCUCAUUAUAGAUGUGCUGAACAACAUCGCGGAUGUAAAGGUAAAUGUGCAGUUAUUGCUGAAAGAUUUAUGCCUACAGGUGUACAUGAUCAUAAUCAUCCACCUGGAUAUCAAUCAGAACAUGAUUAUAGAAAAAAAAAGGUUUAGAUGUAGAUACUUCUUAAAUCAUAAAUAUUUCAAACUUAAAUAUAGAAA
Apis florea (little honeybee) is the source of this 1214-nucleotide messenger RNA. RefSeq lists its product as uncharacterized. The record is from RefSeq and is a predicted model, not a curated record. Gene Ontology annotation, biological process: regulation of transcription by RNA polymerase II. Gene Ontology annotation, cellular component: nucleus. Gene Ontology annotation, molecular function: protein binding. NCBI's taxonomy places the organism in Eukaryota, Metazoa, Arthropoda, Insecta, Hymenoptera, Apidae.